Molecule: messenger RNA, 1398 nt
Organism: Gastrolobium bilobum
Lineage: Eukaryota; Viridiplantae; Streptophyta; Magnoliopsida; Fabales; Fabaceae
Exons: 1
Coding region: 1-1398 (465 amino acids)
Molecular function (GO): catalytic activity
Source: RefSeq, a predicted model, not a curated record
AUGCCUCUAAAGCACCAAGGGGUGCAGCACUUCCUUCGUAAAAGGGGAGUGGAUGUCUUGGCCAUUUUGGAAACCAAGUUAUCUCAUCGCUUGGCUGAUCAGAUUGUGGAAAAAAAAUUUGUGGGCUGGAAAUGUGAUCAUAAUUUCUCCUCCCAUGCUGCUGGUCGUAUCCUCAUCCUUUGGAAGCCACAGAAAGUCACUCUUACUGUCUUACACAUGUCUGCUCAGCUUAUGCAUUGCAGUAUUCUUGACAGCUCCUCUGGGAACAUUUUUCAGAUUUCGUUUGUCUAUGGUAUGCAUUCUAUCACAGCUAGAAGAGCAUUAUGGACCAGCUUACUGAACAUUGGGGCCACUAUGAAUAGGCCUUGGCUUAUUCUAGGGGACUUCAAUACCAUUCUUUGCCCCUCUGACAAACACCAUGGGAACUCUGUCACUGCUUAUGAGACUAGUGAUUUUCGUGACUGUUGUGAGGAGCUAGGUGUAACUAAUCUCAACAACCAUGGCUCCCAUUUCACUUGGACUAAUGGCCGUGUGUGGAGCAAGCUGGACAGAGUCCUCUGCAACCACUUGUGGUCUUAUGCUUUCCAGGAAUCUAGCUAUGAGUCUCCUGGUUUCGAAUCCAUCUCUGACCAUUCUCCCCUCAUUGUUUCUUUGGGAUCAUCAUUGGGUCGAGGUAAUGUUGCAUUUAAAUUCCAUAAUUCUGUUUCAGAAUUGCCUAGUUUCCUGCCAACAGUUUAUGAAGCAUGGAAGCUCCAAGUUAAGGGAAUUAAAAUGUUUGCUGUCUGCAAGAGAUUGAAGCAUCUCAAGGGCCCUCUCAAGCGGCUGUACAAUGAGCACUUUAGCAGGAUUUCCAACAGGAUUGAGGAAGCUGAAGCUGAGUAUAAUAAAGUUCUGGGAUCCCUCCAGUUGUAUCCAAAUGAGGCAGCUUUGCUUGGGUUAGCUGAUAGUAGUAGAAGACAGAUUAUCUUGUUGAGAAAAGCUGAGGCCAGCCAUUUCUCUCAGAUUUUGAAGAAUAAUUUCUUGUUGCAAGCCGACAGAUGUUCUAAAUUUUUCCAUGAAUAUAUUAGUAGCAAGAGACACCAAAGAUUCAUUGCUGCCAUUCACACUUCCGAAGGUAAUAUUCUGUCCUUGCAGUGUGAUAUUGCUCAAGCAUUUGUUUGUCAUUACAAAGACUUAUUGGGGGUGGAGAGGCCGAUCCAACAUGCAUCCAUUCCUAUUAUAAACAAUGGUCCUAAAGUCCCAUCUGAUUUUACUGCCAUGUUGCUUGGCACCAUAUCAAAAUCUGAUGUAUGGAAUAUUGUUGCUGGAUUUGAUGAUAAUAAAUCCCCUGGUCCGGAUGGGUUCAAUGCCAAAUUCUUUAAAGAAUCCUGGAGCAUCAUUGGAGAGGACAUUUUUUAG